CCCCUCCUCGCAGCGACACUCGCCGUCUUACACACACACAUUUUUCCCUUCGUCCUCUUUCUUCACCUUUAUGGCGCUGUAACCAAGAUGGGAUUAAGCAGCUUGUCGAGUGUUAUUGCAUCUGGAUGAAAUGCGUUUUGACACAGCGGCAUCAAUGAAGACAGACUCGGAGCUAAAGAGUCAACAUGCCACCCACAUCUCCCUCUCGCUGAGAGAAUGGGGACUGGAGUGGAGACCUGUUAGUUAGAUCAUUCUCUUGUUUUUUUCUCCAUCGCACGUCUCUUCUUGUUUGCUAUUUCAGUUGGGCCUACAUGCGCUGUUUCAGCAUUACGUAGGGGAAGAAGUGGACUGGUGUGUCCUCCUUUUUCUGGACAAGUGUCUAUGACCAAACCCCCCCUCAGACGACAGAGCGGUAAGGCAUGAAGAAGCAGGCUAUGUUAGUGUAGUGAGCAGGAUGCUGAAUGCUACACUGUGAUAAAUAUUAACCACAGUAUGCUCAAGAAUGCUACCAGGAAGAUGACAUUCACUGAAUUGUCUUCACAAGCCAAGGCCGAAAAUAUGUAAUAUCCCUGUGGAGCUUAUUGUCCUCAUUUUGGAAAACGUCACAGCGCAGAGAGGGAGGAGGUACUUUACAACUCCUGGUUUAUCUGUAACUGGUUUUGUCUUGGAUAUGGCACAGACUCUUGCUAAAAAAAAAACUGAUUUUAGGCAAGUAAUAACACCUCCAUUAGUGCUGUUGCUGUUAGCUUUAAGUCCUGCUUUAUCAGGAUUUACACAUUUGGGUGAUGGGUUACUGACAACCAUGGCAAUAACAGUCCUUUGCUUCAUUUCUGACACUUUACCUUAGCUGUGAAAAAACACUCCUGCUUAUGAACCAUUGGAGGAAGGGAGGACAGUGACAUUUUUAUCAUUGUUAAGGCCAACCUGCCACAGUUGAUCCGUGUAAUUCUCCUCCAGCAAAUGAAAAGCCUGCGAUGGCUCAGUCUUGGCUGGGCACCUCAUUUGGUCACAUCGAUCCCAUCUGCGCUGCUUGACUUUGACAGGGAGUGUGAUGUAUGACCUGUGCACUCGGCCUGAGCAGCCCGAGCCUGCGCCGGCACACGCAGAGAUGGAGAGCCGUGAGGUAGCUGACCCUCUUGCACGACAACAGCAGGAGUUGAGGAGGUCAGAAGAGCAGGACAAUAAGCAACACGGGCUCUCGGACAAGGCAGUCCCAACCACGGCUAAUAUCACUUCGGCAUCGCUGUUAGGAAAAAGGCACCACUCGCUUUAUGCAAACCUCAAUGGUUUUGAAGUAGAAGGCAUACGCAAGAAUGGUACUGACUAUGGGUUCCUGGUGCGUCAGAACUCUGAACUCUUGCGAGCCCUCGAUGAACUGGAGAAGACUUGUACCACACUGAGGGAGGAGAAUGGCCUGCUGCGGAAGAGCAGCGCCCCAGAGACUGAGGAGAAGGUCAGGCGGCUGAGGAGAAAGAACACAGAGCUGGCUGUUCUUGCUAAGAGGCUGGAAGAGAGGGCUCGAAAACUGCAGGAGGCCAACCUCAAAGUGGUGAAUUCGCCGUCACUGAUGAGACCCGGGUCAGUGGAACAAUACAAGAGGGCCUUUGCCCGUCAGCGAGCUCGUGACCUUGCCCAGCACGCAGAUGCACUGCUGUCUAAGGACAAAGAGAUUGCUGCCCUACAACAAGAGUGCAGAGAGCUGGAGGCACGGCUGGGCACCACCAAGGGCUCCCCGGUUCCAUCUGGCCGAGUGGAAUUUGAGAGGCUUCUCAGGGAGUCUCAGAGGGAGGUGCUUCGGCUCCAGAGACAGCUGUCGGUCACAUCAACCAGACAACAGCACAACCAUAGUCCCCAUGACCCCGGUGGCCCAGAUAAGUGUGAGGAAAUUGUGGAGGAGGACGAAGAAGGAGAAGACAAGGUUGUAGGAGAGACCCCGUGUGUGGUAUUAGAUGAAGCUCCAUCCAGGUGUGAGAAGACUCCCGGAGAGGAGGAGGAGUCGGGGCUGCGAGUAACGCCCCAACCGGGCCUUAGCCCGACCCCCUCCCAUCAGGAGGAACACACAGAGGAGCAGCACCUACAGUUUCUGGAAAGUGAGCUGUGCAAGAAGAGAAAAGAAUGUGAAAACCUUGAGCAUGAAGUAAAGAAGCGACAGAAGAGAUGUCUGGAUUUGGAGAGCCAGCUUGAGGAUGAGCGAGGCAAAAAUGAGCAACUAAAGGAGGAGGCAGAUCUCCUCAGGAGGAAGGCACAGCUGCUCGACCAGACUCGGGCUGAGAAUGAGGAGCUGAGGGAAGAUCUCUCUGAAGUGACCGCUCAACACAAUUCAGUUCUCGAGGAGAACCAGAGACUCCGUGCCAAACUGGAGAACCUAGAGCAGGUCCUAAAGCAUAUGCGAGAGGUCGCCGAGCGAAGGCAGCAGCUGGAAUUGGAACAUGAGCAGGCACUGGCUAUCCUUAAGUUCAAACAGGAUGAAAUCAAACGGUUACAGCGGGCUCAGUUAUUCGCCAAGAGGGAGCAUGAGGGAGUGGUUCAGAUGCUGGAGGAGUUGACUCAGCUUGUGUUGCGGAGGGAGCUGUCAAAGGUACGAGAUCUGGAGGAGAAAUGUCGCAGCCAGAGUGAACAGUUUGGCUUGCUGUCCCAAGAGUUGGAGAAGUUUCGACUGCAGGCCUCCAAGGUGGACCUGGCCGGCUCUAGCCUCCUUAACAAUCCCAGCCUCUCUGUUCUGACCAAUGGGGUGGGCCUGACUACUGAACGAGACUGCACUGGUGGCUCAUGGGAUAUGGUGUCUCUGGGUGAAAUAGCCUUCUGGAGUCUCGAGGGAGGUGACACUCUCUCCUGCCCUGAGGAUGUGGCCGCUGCUCUGCGGAUGGGGGCCACCCCUCACGCCGCAGGGCUGUCCAGGGUGGAGCGAUCGCCAGUCACCAAGCACAGAGAGCUGCCCACCAUCAGCGUCAGCAAGUCAGGCUCCUCCUCCAGCAAGUCAGAGACCGCACACCUCACCCCCAAGUCCGACACCCACCUCAGUCCACACAAAUCGAGCCCAACACAUGAGGUGGACACUGCCAGUGAAGUGGAGGAGCUGGACAUCGAUGUAGCCCCGGCACCUUACACAGCCAGCAGAGGAGCAGCAAAGCUUCAGGUCUUCAUUGCAAGAUAUAGCUAUAAUCCAUAUGAUGGACCCAAUGACAACCCUGAAGUUGAGCUCCCACUCACUGCUGGAGAAUAUAUCUAUGUGUAUGGAGACAUGGAUGAUGAUGGCUUCUAUGAAGGUGAGCUGAUGGAUGGACGGAGAGGGCUGGUCCCCUCUAACUUUGUGGAACGCGUAUCGGAUGACGAUGUCAUGAGCACUCACCAUCCAGAGACAGGGGACAUAUCCCAUAACUCCCUGCUAGACAGCAGUCUGCACAGUGCCAGCCACCAGCAUCACCUCCACACGGGCGUCAGCGCCUCAGAAAGGACAGAGGUUUCUGCCGCCUCUGGCCCUGCCUCAGCCCCCUCAGAUUCAUCAUCGGCCUUGGCUGUCCCAGCCCCCCUCACCAACGGCCUGGACUUGGAUUUGGAGGAGGUGGGAGUGGACAUUGUGCCUUACCCACGUAAGCUCACCCUCAUCAAGCAGCUUGCCAAGAGCAUCAUCAUCGGCUGGGACCCUCCGUUGGUGCCGGCUGGGUGGGGCAAUGUGUGGAGCUAUAAUGUGUAUGUGGACCAGGAGCUGCGGCUCAAUGUGCCCUUCGGUUCUCAGACCAAAGCGGUGCUGGAGCGGCUCGACAUAAACCUCAAGGCCUACCGUGUGUCAGUGCAAAGCCUGACAGAGAAGGGCCUCUCAGACCAGCUGCGCUGCAGCUUGCUGGUCGGUCGGGACGUUUGUGUGGCGCCCACACAGCUGCGUGUGGAGAGGAUCACCGCCACCUCUGCCAACCUGACCUGGCUGCCCAGCAACAGUAACUAUGUGCACAUUGUGUCCUUGAAUGAUGAGGAGUGUGAGCUGGUGAAGGCUGGCUGCUACUCGCUGUGCCUCAAUAACCUCUUGCCCAGCCUGCAGCACACAGUCAAAGUGGAGGCACGGCCGCACCGCACACCAUGGGAGUUACCUGUGGAGCGGCGUGAACACAGAAGCGCUACAAUCACCUUCACCACACUGAUGGCAGUUUCAUGCCCACAGUCUGGGAACCCAGGUCCACCUGAUGCUCCUCUGGAUGUACAGCUGGAGCACGGUCCCUCCCCGGGGAUUGCCCUCAUCAGCUGGCUGCCAGUCACAAUAGAUGCGGCAGGGACCUCCAACGGAGUCCGUGUCACUGGAUACACUAUAUAUGCUGACAAGAAAAAGGUGCUGGAGGUGUCUUCCCCAACAGCCGGCAGUGCCCUGCUGGGCCCCUCUCAGAUCCAGUCCCUGCAGGCAGCUCAGGAUCUCACUGUCCGCACCAUGUCCGCCCAUGGGGAGUCCUGUGACUCUUUUCCAGUCAAUGUGCCCUCCAAGCUCGCCGCCAUCAUGGCAGGUCCAGCUAUCACCACCCCAGUUGUGCCACCCCUACCCUGCACUCCUGCAGAAUCCAGUAACCUGCCCUCACCACGGUCCUACGGGAACUCUGCUGCCAAAGUCUCCAUGCUGCCCAGCAGUUUGCCAUCAGACACACACAUCGCUGGCCUCACAGUGGAGGUUGCUGCCAACACUCCUCAUGCUCUCCACUCAGAAGGUCUUCUCUCAUCUGCCUCAUAUGUGCAGGCCUGGGCCAACCCCUCGUCUGGUGCUGCCUUGGCUGUGUGUGAGGCCACAUUACCAGUAGCCUCCACCAUUAAUCCAAUGGUUAACGUGACCUCCCCCACCAGCUCAGCACCACAACCAUCCCCAGUAGCAUCACCAGCACCUACACAAUCACUAGUGACGGCAGCAGCAACAGCAGUGUUGGAGCAGCGCAGAGACACCGACAGCCCUGGAUCAAUACGUCCUUUCCCAUCUAUCACAGAGUUCAUUGAGGAGUCCAGUGCCAAGCUCAGGACACCUGAGCGCAUCCCUUCCCCACCCAAAGCCCCGAUCACAGAACUCCUUAACCUUCAGGGCACUAACCUCCUCCAGCCCCCCUGCACUUCACCGCUGGAGUCCGAGGUAGAGGAGGAGCGAGAGAACACACGCUUGGUGUCCAUUGAGGAGUUCUUGAGACAGGACCAAGAGCCAGCAUACUGUAGGACACAGCAGAGUUAUGGCAGAGGGCUUGUGGAGCCUUCCAGUGACCAGUACCAUGCAGACAACAGUCGUUCAGAUCUGUCUGACAUCCUGGAGGAGGAGGAGGAGGAUCUUUACUCUGACCACCUUGGUGAAGCACAGGGCAGAGGCUACCACGUUGGAGCUAACAGGUCACGCAAGUUGGAGACCCCAGACAGUGAUGAGGACGUUCUUGAGAGGAUUCUAAAGUUGCCUCCUCAGGUCUGCCACAACAAGCAGCUGUUCAUCAUUCCUGAGGUGACAGAGGAGGAAGAUAGCAGUCAGGAAGAGCAUUUCAUCCACAGUCAGCCUCGGCCCAGGUCCAGCCGUGUUCACCCCAGAGACUCAGAACGCCUCCAUCAUGCCCCCCAGCACCACUCACAUCACCCCAACCCACACGCUCCCCCUCACCAUCACCACUACAACAGGGAUCCCAGAUCUCUUACCAAAGAGCCUUUACUCAGGCAUGGACCCUUGCAGGUCAAGCCUAAGACACAGCAUAGGGUGCACUACGCAGAUACAGUUGACACCAUCAGUUACCCUGAAGAAGAAGACAUGAGUUUAUAUGAGGGUCGCACCAGCAGGCGGGUCUCGGCCCGCUGUCCUCCCCAGCCGACCCCCAACAGCAAAGAAAGAGUACUGCUCAGAGGGCUAGGGGACCGCCUUAGGAGGGAGGCCAUGCUCAGGAGUCAGAUGGCUGUUGCCGCGGCAGCCAACCCCGGCUAUGGUCUUACCCCGCCAAGACCCUACCCAGUCAGCAAAACAGUACCGACUCUGAGGUCCCCUGUCAGUCGCGGGGUGGAGAUUGACGUAGAGUACGGCACAGAUGACAACGAGGAGCCCGUGGAGUACGGUCCCAGGGAGGUGGUGACAGAGCAGAUGAGUUCUGAGUGGUGGGUAGAGGGGGCUCAAAUGGAGCCCUGCAGACCUAUUCACCGCCGUGGGCUGAAGGCCGAUCCACUGGUAAAUGUUCCUGCAGGCCAGCUACAACGGGACUCCAGCCAAAUCCCUCCAGCUGAUGCAGGUCCGUCGUGGGGAGCCCAGGCUGAGCUUUCUUCUAAACCAGCAUGCUUGCAGACCAGGCAACUCAAAGGUGGGGUUGAUUCGUCAAAGGUGAAAGGAGACAGUGAUAUACGUAUCUUUGUGGCCCUCUUCCCUUACGAUCCUGCCACUAUGUCACCCAAUCCUGAUGCUGCUGAGGAAGAGCUGCCAUUCACUGAAGGACAGAUCAUCAAAGUUUACGGAGAUAAAGACCCAGACGGGUUCUACCGAGGAGAGUCUGGUGGUCGUCUGGGCUUUGUGCCAUGUAACAUGGUGUCUGAGAUCCAGGUGGAGGAUGAGGAGACCCGGCAGCAGCUCCUGCAGCAGGGCUUCUUGUCUACAGCGGCCUCCAUGGAGAAGAUAGGCACUCGCACACAUGCACAGCUUCCGCGUCGCCCUGUUCCACCGCCGAAACCGAGACGAUCCAAGAAAGUGGAGUCUGCAGCACUCUGGGAGGAGAGCGUAGACUCCUCCAGCCAAGAUCCCAGCCAGACUGCUGCUGCUGCUCCAGCUGUGGGGAACCUGGCCCCAGGAGCUCGCAGGAUGGUCGCCAUCUUUGAUUAUGAUCCACGAGAGAGCUCCCCCAACACCGACAUAGAGGCUGAGCUGACCUUCAGUGCAGGAGACAUCAUACACGUGUUUGGUGACAUGGACGAAGAUGGCUUCUUCUACGGAGACUUGAAUGGACACAGGGGCUUAGUGCCCUCCAACUUCCUGCAGGCCUUACCAGAGGAUGCUCCAGCAGAACUGGUCUCUGCUCAGCCUGCACCAGAACCCAAGAAAGAAUCACAGGGUACCUUGACGUCUUCUACAGCGCCACAAGAUCCUGGGCCCUCAACACUAGAAGAGGCUUUGGACCCCCAAACAGAACCUCCUUUCACUGACCCAACAGAGCGCACAGACCCACAGCCCAAACCGGCAAGCCCCACUUCAAGCCACACUGCAAGCCCCACGUCAGACCUGGACCCUGCUCCAGGUCCAGCUGCAGCGGAGACCAGCUGCUCCCCUCCAGCCCCCCUCCCAGCAGCAGACAGCCCGACACAGACUGACUGCUCUGCACAAAGCAAGAAGAAAAAAGGCUUUUUCUCCAAAGGCAAGAAGCUGUUCAAAAAGCUGGGAUCCAGCAAGAAAGAAUGAGAGUCAGGACAUCUGACUCUGAAUCCUCGCGUCACAUUGAAAGCACUUUUUCUAUCUUCACUGUUAGUCUCAGUUGGUAGUCGGCGCUGUUAGUGGCUAUCAGAUCUAAUAACUGAUGUUUUAUAAAUUAUACAUUUGCCUUAGAGCACUGCUAGACCCGCUGUCAAAUUUAGAGUACUUCAGCAUACAGCUUACAGCAUCACAAGAGCAUGUAGAAGCGCAUGUUGAAGUGUGCAAACUCACAAAUAUAUCUCUUCCUAAUUAUCUAAGCAUUUGCAAAUGUUCAACUCGUUAGAGGCUUUAAUGCUUGAUAUAAAACACUUAGUUCUUCCUAAUGGAUCAGAUUUAUGUAGAACAAUCUGAUACAGAAGGAUGUUGAAAAAGCAGAUCAGACUUCAGCCCAGGCACAGCUAAUGAAAUAUUAGCUUUAAUGUUCAUGUACUGGUGCCACUUUAUUUAUUUGAAGCGAACGAACAGAAGCAGCAGUCUAUCUCUUCCUCUGCGAGACUAUAAAGAAUGCACUAUCCAUCCUGAAUGGAUGUAUUUUAAAUAUGUCUGCUUGUCCCUCGUGUGUUUCUCGUCUUUAAGAGUAUUUAUACAGUACUUUGUACAGAACAUGUUAUUUAUUUGUAUCAGACUCUUGCCCUAAUCGUCACCACAUUGCAUGAAGUGACAUCGGAGCAGGAGGGUAGUCGUAGAGAGCUGUCAGAGACGGUGAUGAUCCACUUUGUGUAGUUUAGAUCUAAUCUAAUGAUGGUUUUUGAGGUUUAUGUAAGCUGAACAUAAUGUUUAAUGCUGAGAAUGUGAAGGUUCGUCCUUCUUUGUGUGUGUGUGAGUGAGUGUGUGUGAGUGUGUGUGUGAGUGUGUGUGUGUGAGUGUGUGUGAGUGUGUGUGUGUGUGUGUGUGUGUGUGUCUGUGUGUGGGUGUAGAUGAAGCUGCCCAGUCCACUGGUGAGACUGAAAACAGAUGCCUUUCUCAGACAUUAACACAGGAACUCUUGAUGUUGGUGACCACAGUCACAACUGGCCUAGAAUGUUGCAUACGACAUACUUUCUGUCUGUGUGUGAGUGUGAGAGAGAGAGAGACCUGCAGCGUGUGCAAAACAAUGUAGUACCUGCCGAUCAUUAUCUAAUAGGGCUGCAACUAAUGAUUAGUAUAAAAUCGUUAUCAAUUCAUCUUUUGAUUACUUUUAGAAAAUAUUUUCGGGGGCUUUUAUGCCUUUAUUUGAUAGGACUGAGGAAUAUAGGCAGAAAAGAGGGGAGGGGGGGUGUCAUGCAGCAAAGGGGCCCCUGCGGUAAGGACUCUACCAGGUGAGCUACCAUGCCCCCCCUUUUUUGAUUAUUUAUUUCUAUUUAUUGAUUCAUUGUUUGGUCUAUAAAACAUCAAAAAACAAUGAAACAUGCCCACGUUGCCCAUAUACGUCAAGAUAUUCAAUUUAUUAUAAAGUAAGACAACAAAAAUUAUUUAUUAUUUUAAAUAAAUUUUUUCUUGAUCAAUUUAUUAUAAAGUAAGACAACAAAAAUUAUUUUAAAUAAAUUUUUUCUUGAUCAACUAAUCCCCAACCCUAACCCACAAUUGAAAAUAGUUGGAUUGAUUCAUUAAUCAAUCGACUAAUUGCAGCUCUAAAAAGUUAUACAUAGUCUGUAGGCCUUUGGGGUUCAGUAUUGAACGUAGCAUGUUGUGUGUUUUUAAAUAUAACACAACUAACAGUUUUCAGUUAUGGCACUGGUGGUUUGUGGCACUGCUGUACUGUGAUAGACUGCAAUAAGUUGUUUCUGUAUCUUUUCUUUUUUGCCUCCACGUUAAGAGUGUAAUGAAGUUCAACAUGCGGUGUGUGAAUAUUGGGUCAGACAGGCUAGAAACAGUGUUCUCCAUCAGCCCAUGCAGUGUAGUGGUGAGGAGUGGUUUAAGUUAAGUGACACAACUUUAGCAAUAUGGCGUGUUGUGGGCUGCAAUACUAGAACAAAAAAGACAAGCAUUCGGUAUCUUUCAGUGGUUUGUGACAGCUUUACUGGACUGAAGAUGUGUGGAUGUGAAUGUGUGGAGCAGGCCUUAGUAUUCAGUCAGUCAGUCACAACACAUGCAGUGAUUGUUCCCUCCAUCUGAUUGGUUCUUUUAUCUGUGUGACACAGGGCUGUUCGGUAACUUCUCAGGUUUUAACUUGUAGUUUCUUAUUAAUGCUGAGCCACCUGUGGACUCUGGCUGUCAAAAACUGCAGAAUAUGCCAAAAUCUUAGGUGCUUUGCCUGUUACUAUAGCUACGAGAGGCCAAGCAUCCGGCAGCGUGGGGGGGGGGGUUACUCUAGUCUGGGUUGAAGCUUUGUUUUGAAGAUCAGACCUGAUUUCACUCACGUUGUUGAAGUGGUUUGAGUCACACCUGAUGACACGAGUUGGAGGCAAAUGUUUUUCUUCUAAUGUCCUGAAUGUUUUCUGUCAGUGUUACAUAAAGGGAGCAUGAUGAUGCCAAGAAAAAACGGGAUUGGGGCGGAUUGACAAAGACACUUUAGAUGUGAAAUAGCCGGGAUAGAGGCAAGACUGUAUGUUUUUGUUUUAUUUAUGUUUGUAUUUUUAUUUUAUUUUUAAUGGGGGGGGGGGUGAAUGGUUAAAAAGUUGCCGAAAUGUACAGCGAAUAUUUGUACUGAUCUCGUAUUUGACGGCCUUUAAUGCACAAGUUAAUCCUCUACCUGCUGUGUAGUGAGUAGGCGGCUCCACUGUUGACUGAAUAGGACCUAGACCCAUAUAUGUAGUGUUUUAGCUCAGUUUGAUCAUAUUUAGCCUUACAAGAAGACCUUGUUUAGUCUUAAUAUGUUGUUUACAGGAUGUUUAUUGACUGCAUGCAUACCAAUGUUAUACCCAUGUUCGGCCUUAUUUAUGUUACUGUCAUAUUUUUGUUUUUCUAGGCUGACUUGUCUACAAUGUUUGAGUUGUAGAUUGUCGAUGCAGUGGAAGGGAAGCUGUAAGAGCUGUCUGUAUAUAAUGAACAGUGUUGGGACUUGUGGUAUAUUUUCAUACAGCGCGGGAAACGUAUUUUUUUCUUUUUUUUUUGUCUUUCCUGACCUGCAUUCAUUGUUUGAAACCAGUGGAAGAUUCACCUUUUUAUAUACUCAUGUUUUUAUUACCCUUUUGGAAGCUCGUCUGUAAAUAUUUUUGUUAAUAUUGUUUUUCAGAUUUUCCUUUUUCUUUUUUUUUUUUUUCUUUUUUUCUUUUUUUUUGCAUGUCCAGGCAUUGUCGAUGGAGGAACAGUAACUAAAGAUGUAGUACGCAGAGGACUUGAAAUUGUGAUGGUUUCUUUCAAUAUGGAUCUUUUUACAGGAAUAAAGUAUGUAUAUUUUCACAGAAAA
This is a messenger RNA of Dicentrarchus labrax (European seabass), 10712 nucleotides long. Its product is annotated as peripheral-type benzodiazepine receptor-associated protein 1-like. The transcript is spliced from 33 exons. Gene Ontology annotation, molecular function: protein binding. Gene Ontology annotation, biological process: neuromuscular synaptic transmission. The record is from RefSeq and is a predicted model, not a curated record. Bases 1052 to 7372 code for a protein of 2106 amino acids. NCBI's taxonomy places the organism in Eukaryota, Metazoa, Chordata, Actinopteri, Moronidae.